This is a messenger RNA of Acipenser ruthenus (sterlet), 3605 nucleotides long. RefSeq names its product integrator complex subunit 6-like. The coding region runs from base 324 to 3005 and encodes 893 amino acids. Gene Ontology annotation, biological process: snRNA 3'-end processing. NCBI's taxonomy places the organism in Eukaryota, Metazoa, Chordata, Actinopteri, Acipenseriformes, Acipenseridae. The transcript has 18 exons. Gene Ontology annotation, cellular component: integrator complex. The record is from RefSeq and is a predicted model, not a curated record.
AAAACCAGUGAGUGAGAUAGGAGCUUUCAGUAGAGGGAGAGCUAUAGUGUAAGUGGUAUAGGACUUUAUCAAAAACUUCUGUAAAACUACAGAACAAAACAAAAAAAAAUCCCUUGUAAAUCAACAAUCUCCUCCCGGGUUUCGAUUUUUUUUUUUUUUUUUUAAAGCAAACGGGGACAGACCAUCACGCUUUUACACUUUUAGAGAGUGCAAUAUGUAUCAUUAAUGAAGCAGCAGCCAGGGGGUGGACAAAAGAACAUUUUGAUCUGUAGUUUGGUUGAUGCUCUUGUUCAGUCCAUGCAGUACGUGUCAUCACCAACACAAUGCCCGUCUUACUUUUCCUGAUAGACACGUCCGCUUCUAUGAACCAGCGCGCCCAUCUGGGCACUACCUAUCUGGACAUAGCUAAAGGGGCAGUUGAGACUUUUAUGAAGCUCAGAUCCCGAGAUCCCGCUAGCAGAGGAGACAGGUAUAUGCUGGUGACUUUUGAGGAGUUCCCCUGUGGAAUCAAGGCUGGAUGGAAAGAAAACCAUGCCACAUUUAUGCAUGAAUUGAAAAAUCUCCAGGCUGUAGGACUUACAACUGUUGGCCAAUCCCUAAGGACAGCUUUUGAUUUAUUAAAUCUAAAUAGAUUAGUUUCUGGAAUAGACAACUAUGGGCAGGGAAGAAAUCCUUUUUUCUUGGAGCCGUCAAUUAUUGUCACAAUCACAGAUGGGAGCAAGCUGACCAGUAACAGUGGAGUUCAGGAUGAGCUCCAUUUACCUCUCAACACCCCUUUACCUGGAAGUGAAUUGACCAAGGAACCUUUCCGUUGGGAUCAGCGCCUGUUUGCUCUCGUCCUAAGGAUCCCAGGCAACAUGGCUGUUGAGCCAGAGCAAAUGAUAGGCGUGCCUCAGGACGAUUCUGCCAUUACUCCAAUGUGUGAGGUCACGGGAGGUCGUUCAUACAGCGUCUGUUCACAGAGGAUGCUCAAUCAGUGUCUGGAGUCACUGGUGCAAAAAAUCCAGAGUGGAGUGGUAAUAAACUUUGAGAAAACCGGACCAGACCCACCACCUAUAGAAGAUGGACCACCCGACACAUCCAAACUCGGACCCCAGGUUUGGCACAGCUGUCACAAACUCAUCUAUGUCCGACCCAACCCCAAAACAGGGGUUCCUAUUGGCCACUGGCCGAUCCCAGAGGCCUUCUGGCCUGAUCAGAACUCGCCAACACUUGUAGGUGUCUGUCCGUCCCGUACUGCCCAUCCUCAGGUCCGCUUCUCCUGUAUCGACUCGGAGCCCAUGGUAAUCGACAAGCUUCCCUUCGAUAAAUACGAACUUGAACCAUCGCCUCUCACGCAGUACAUCCUGGAGAGGAAAUCGCCUCAUACGUGUUGGCAGGUUUUCGUCUGCAAUAGUGCAAAGUACAGUGACCUUGGCCAGCCGUUUGGUUAUUUGAAAGCCAGUACAGCUUUGAACUGUGUUAACAUGUUUGUGAUGCCAUACGACUUCCCUGUGCUCCUUCCUCUUCUGGAUGAUUUGUUCAAAGUUCACAAGCUAAAGCCAACUUUAAUGUGGAGGCAGUCAUUCGAAGUAUAUUUAAAGACAAUGCCUCCAUAUUAUAUUGGGCCUCUGAAGAAAGCUCUCCGGAUGAUGGGAGCACCUAAUCUAAUUGCAGAAAACAUGGAAUAUGGUUUAAGUUACAGUGUCGUUUCAUAUCUCAAAAAGCUAAGCCAGCAGGCGAGGGCCGAGUCUGAUCGAGUCAUUGCGUUGGUAGGUAAGAAGCCGGUUCAGGAAAAUGGGGUGCCAGUGAAGAACAAGGCCAGCACCCUGUCACUGGCUCAAUGCAAAGACUUCAAGCAGCUCCUGAAGGGCAUCACCGGGGAGGCUCCUCAUGUCCUGCAGGAGCUCAGCAUGAAGGAAUUCACUGGAUUCCAGAUCGGCAUCCUGAAUAAGGACUUGAAGCCUCAGAGUUUUAGAAAUGCAUAUGACAUACCCAGAAGAAGUCUGUUGGAUCACUUGUCGAGAAUGAGAUCCAACCUUUUAAAAGCCGCUCAAGGACUACUGAAGGGACAAGAUGAAGAUCAAUUGCACAGCAUUCCAAUCGCGCAGAUGGGGAAUUACCAAGAGUUCCUGAAGCUGUCACCUUCUCCCUUGCGAGAGGUCGACCCUGACCAGCCAAAACGACUGCACACGUUCGGAAAUCCCUUCAAACUGGACAAGAAGGGAAUGAUGAUUGACGAAGCAGACGAGUUUGUCUCGGGUCCCCAGAACAAAAGCAAGAGACCGGGAGACCCCAGCAUGCAAGGGGUGCCGAAAAGGAGAAGGUGCAUGUCUCCACUGCUGAGGGGGGGCCGGCCCCUCACUCCACCAGCUGUCAAUAACCACAUAGGGGGAAAGGGCCCCCCAUCCAUUCCUGUAACACUGGCACAUCCAAACCUUCUAAAACCCAUUCCUGUCUGUAAAGCUUCUGAAGAAAAACCUAAUGUGUUCACAGACGGUGUGGUUGAAAACCACAUAGGGAGCCAACACUCACUUGAAACUUUACCAGACCCUGUUCCAUACCUGAAUUCAGACACUGAUCCUUUCAACAUGAAGCAGCUUCCAGCAGGAGCGGAGAACCACAUAGGCGAGCUGGGAAACAACCGUUCAGGGGUCGAUGACCUUUACACAGUGAGCCCCACGCGAACCCAUGAAGACAGUGAGGAGGGGGAGGCGUGUCUCGAGGAGGGUCUGCACCAAUCACACAAAAUGAAAAAGCUGAACAACUCAAAGAGUGAAGAAAACAACGCAGAGCUUAAAGUCCUCAUCACCAGAGAGAUUAGAAAACCAGGCAGAAGAUAUGAAAGAAUAUUUUAUUUCUUGGAACAAGUGCAAGGCAGUUUACACACAAGACUCCUAUUCCUACAGAAUGUUAUCAAAGAAGCAGCAAGGUUUAAAAAGCGUGUGCUUAUAGAGCAACUGGAAGGAUUCUUGGAAGAAAUCCACUGUCGAUACAAUCAGAUGAACCACGUGGAUAGCAUAUAAAUACUCUGCUUUAACUCGCUGAAUAUGAAUGCAUUCGAAACAGGGUGCACUUGACUACAAAAGGCCGCUGCAAACUUGUUUGUGACACAGUGGUAUUCCUGUUCACUCCUACCUGCAUUGUGAGGCUGACCCAGAAUUGAAAGUCAGAGACAAGCAAACCUGCUGUUCAAAAUGCACCAAUGACCAAACAAUAUUCUGCGCAUUUUAUUUGCGGUUGUAGAACAUUUUAAACCCCAGUUUCAACCUCGGUGACGGUGUUAAUGAGGGUUACCAUUGUUUGUAAUAAUAUUUUCGGACGACUCCAUGGCAAAAUAAACCUCCCAAGCUGUGGAAGUGGGGAGAACACUUUGUUUUUUUAUGCUGGUUAUAGGCUGCUGUCCAUCAGGUUUUACCUACUUGGCCAAACGUUGUGGAAUAUGUUUGGGGGGGGGAAAGCACAUUUACAUAAAGGUAUUUUGGAUAUAAUGUACAAUUGUAAAUAAGCAUAUUUUGAAAAAUAUUUAAAGAACUUGCACUUUUUGUAAUUAUUUCCAUCAAUAAAGUUUCUAUUUUACACGGUGGAUGGUUAAUGUAAAUAAAAGCAAGAGGAUUUGAAAUGAA